This is a messenger RNA of Ostrea edulis (European flat oyster), 462 nucleotides long. RefSeq lists its product as uncharacterized. The record is from RefSeq and is a predicted model, not a curated record. Lineage: Eukaryota; Metazoa; Mollusca; Bivalvia; Ostreida; Ostreidae. The transcript is spliced from 2 exons. The coding region runs from base 1 to 462 and encodes 153 amino acids.
AUGCGUGUGGAUAGCAUGGCUAAGGAUCCAGAUGAGGUUUUCAAUCUAUCAGAGUAUCCAGAUGAAGAAUAUCCAGAUGAAGAUCGCAAUCUACCAGAGUAUCCAGAUGAAGGUCGCAAUCUACCAGAGUAUCCAGAUGAAGGUCGCAAUCUACCAGAGUAUCCAGAUGAAGGUCGCAAUCUACCAGAGUAUCCAGAUGAAGGUCGCAAUCUACCAGAGUAUCCGGAUAAGGGUUGCAAUCUACCAGAGUAUCCGAAUAAGGGUUGUAAUCUCCCAGAGUAUCCGGAUAAGGGUUGUAAUCUACCAGAGUAUCCAGAUGAUGGUUGUAAUCUAUCAGAGUAUCCAGAUGAAGGUCGCAAUCUAUCAGAGUAUCCGGAUAAGGAAUGCAAUCUACCAGAGUAUCCGGAUAAGGGUUGCAAUCUACUAAAGCAAUACAUCUACCGUCUGCUAUCCUCUGUGUAA